Trichechus manatus latirostris (Florida manatee) is the source of this 2334-nucleotide messenger RNA. It is a transcript of the gene WNT5B, whose product is annotated as Wnt family member 5B. Gene Ontology annotation, molecular function: cytokine activity; frizzled binding. Gene Ontology annotation, biological process: canonical Wnt signaling pathway; neuron differentiation; multicellular organism development. The record is from RefSeq and is a predicted model, not a curated record. NCBI's taxonomy places the organism in Eukaryota, Metazoa, Chordata, Mammalia, Sirenia, Trichechidae. The coding region runs from base 28 to 1107 and encodes 359 amino acids. The transcript has 4 exons. Gene Ontology annotation, cellular component: extracellular region.
GGGCACUGGAGAGGGGUGAGGCCGACCAUGCCUGCCCUGCGGCUGCUCUUCACGGCUGCUCUGCUCUCCAGCUGGGCGCAGCUUCUCGCAGAAGCCAACUCCUGGUGGUCACUAGCUAUGAACCCGGUGCAGAGACCCGAGAUGUUCAUCAUUGGUGCCCAGCCUGUGUGUAGUCAGCUUCCUGGACUUUCCCCUGGCCAGAGAAAGCUGUGCCAAUUGUACCAGGAGCACAUGGCCUACAUAGGGGAGGGAGCCAAGACGGGUAUCAAGGAGUGCCAGUACCAAUUUCGGCAGAGGCGGUGGAACUGCAGCACCGUGGACAACACGUCUGUCUUUGGAAGAGUCAUGCAAAUAGGUAGCCGAGAGACCGCCUUCACCUAUGCAGUGAGUGCCGCGGGGGUGGUCAAUGCCAUCAGUCGGGCUUGCCGCGAGGGGGAGCUAUCUACAUGCGGCUGCAGCCGGACAGCGCGGCCCAAGGAUCUGCCCCGGGACUGGCUGUGGGGUGGCUGUGGGGACAAUGUGGAGUACGGCUACCGCUUUGCUAAGGAGUUUGUGGAUGCCCGGGAGCGGGAGAAGAACUUUGCCAAGGGAUCAGAGGAGCAAGGACGAGUGCUUAUGAACCUGCAGAACAACGAGGCAGGCCGGAGGGCUGUGUAUAAGAUGGCAGACGUAGCCUGCAAAUGCCAUGGCGUUUCAGGGUCCUGCAGCCUCAAGACCUGCUGGCUCCAGCUGGCCGAGUUCCGCAAGGUGGGGGACCAGCUGAAGGAGAAAUACGACAGCGCUGCCGCCAUGCGCAUCACCCGCAAAGGCAAGCUGGAGCUGGUCAACAGCCGUUUCAACCAGCCCACGCCGGAGGACCUGGUCUACGUGGAUCCCAGCCCUGACUACUGCCUGCGCAACGAGACCACAGGCUCCCUAGGCACCCAGGGUCGCCUCUGCAACAAGACCUCGGAGGGCAUGGAUGGCUGUGAGCUCAUGUGCUGCGGCCGGGGCUAUGACCAGUUCAAGAGUGUCCAGGUGGAGCGCUGCCACUGCAAGUUCCACUGGUGCUGUUUCGUCAAGUGCAAAAAGUGCACCGAGAUCGUCGACCAGUAUGUCUGUAAAUAGCCGGAGAGGGCCCCUCUCUUCUGGCCCUCUCCUCUCCUCUGCCUCACAAAAGUCUAUAUUAUAUAAAUCUAUAUAAAUAUAUUUUAUAUUUGUAUAAAUAAAUAGAUGGAUGAUAAAUAAUUAAAAGAAGAAAACAGAAAGGAAAAGUUUAUUUAAGAGACGCUGGAGAUCUUUGAGGACUGGACUUUGCUGGUUCUCGACUCCCAGUGGGUGGGAAGGGCUUCUUUCUCUCCCUCUGGUGGAGACGCUCAGGUUGUAAGGACUUGGAAAUAUUUACUGUCUACCCAUCAUUGCCUUGAGGAGAGAGGUGGUGGUUAGACGGAGAAGAUGAUUUUGUCUGGAAGUCUGGAGUCUUUGGUGGGUAUGUGACUGCUGCAUGACCCCAGGCAUUAGGUCAAGAAACCCCAUGGAAGGUGGCAGAAACUCAGUUUGGACCUUGAUGUCUUCAGGGUCUUGCGCCAGAAUACCAACUGGUUCAGUAAGAGGCCCAGUGCUUUCUUACCCUUUCACCCGUGUAUAUAUUUGCAUAAUCCACUGUGACAGCAAUGGCUCCUUUCCCAAAAUGAGGAGCAGUCCGGUGUCAUCUCUGACCAGGUGGCCACACCUGAGGAUCCACACCUCCCUGGACUCCCAGGCUUGUCUUUCCAGCAAGAAGUCUUCUUCUUCCACACUUCACUAGCUCCUGCCACAAGUUCCCUGCACCAAGGGGCAAGGGGGUCAUUUGACCUGAUGUUUUAGGAAGGACAUGGACUGAAUAUUUGUGCCUGGGCUGCAGAAAUCCAGGUACAUAACUGAACUGAGUGAACAUUGCACUGUCCUCCCACACAGGGAGAGGAAACUUGUGAUGCUGCUGCUGUCACUUCCUCCUUCAAGGGAGGCCUCACAAACCAACAGGAUGUGUUGCUAGGUCAGAUGCAGCUGGCCUGGCUCGGUCUCUUUAUCUCUGCCCCAGAUGUACAGUUUCUCUAUGUCAUUAAAUACCCUUCACUGAGGCUUCUCUCCUUGUCCUUAUUUGGAACAUGAUUAUCUUUCAUGAGUCUCCUUUUACUUUUUAUCUGCCCCUUAGAGCCCUGCUACAUGGUACAUGUAUGAAAGAGAAGAAGGAAAUUGAGACGUUUUAGAGUUCUAGUCUGGUGAUUAGGGAGAGGGACAGGAGAAUAUGAUGAAAAUUAAGUAAGAUAAUACAUUGAAGCCCUCUCCCCAAGGCCUGGCACAAAGUUAAAUAAU